CUGCAAUUCGCUCAUGUACACGGGGGCACUAGGCCGAGUGAACGCGCUCGAGUUCCGCAGCCCGUCCAAGGGAACGGUGCCUACACCCGCAGCCGUCGCGCCUGCGCCCAGCGACGUCUUUGAGCGAGCAUUCUCCAAGGUGAAGGAGAUUGCUCUGACUUCGCCGGACUGCAGCAACUACACAGAAGCCGAACUCUUGGCAUGCUUUUCGCUUCCGUCACCGGCUUCAAGGAGCCGUCGGCCGAGCGCGGCGAGUUGCGGCGGCACCCAUGAGACCGAUCACGCCGAGACGUCUUCAAGCUCCAGCGUCAACUCGCUGCUCAAUUCACUCAGCACACUCGACCUUGCAACUGUCGCUGCUCAUAGUCCGUCCCGCUCUCCGAGCAGCCGCGCUCGCAACUCUGUUUUGCACGACAUCCCCGAGGCACUCUUCGAAGAUGACGUGUCGCCGCGCGUCGACACGACCGAAUUCACCGAAGAUGACGACGACGACGACGACACGACUAACAACGUGCGCGUCCUGUCGGCCAAAGAAGCUCACCGGCUGCUCCGCGGCGGUGGCUCGUUUGCGUCGCGCGUCAAGCAGCGCGCUCCACCCUCCAUCGCGGAGAUCGAGCUCGCCAAGCAAGCGCGCGUAGUCGAGAAGAUCAACCGCCAGAGCAUCGUUCGCCGCACAACGCUGCGACCCACGAGCAGUCGCGUGAGCUUUGCGCUGGACAUGCCGCCACCGCCCGGCGCGACAAUGACCGCGCCGCCGCCGCCCCGCGCCACGGUCGUCCUCAAGAAGCCGCCGGUGAUACGAACUGCCCGAGCGUCCACCGUCGUUUCUCACACUCGCCAAGUGCUCGUGCGGCAUGAGAAAGCUUCGUCGCAAUCCGCGCUUGACGCUGCCAAGCGCGUGAGCAACAUGAAGCUCGGGACGUCGCCCAAGAAGGCCAAGGUCAAGCACGAAGACUUGAUCACGUCCGUGCGCUGGAACAACCGGCCUCGCCGCCGACACCGACGCCUCGGCGACGAGUUGAUCAAACAGCAAGCGUCGCACGUGUCGCUGGACGUCGUAGAUCGCAUCGGCACCCGCGCCGCGUGCCCCGUGCAUUUAAUUACGGAGCAGCCGAUUGUCGACUUUUCGUACGUGCCCGGCGUCGUCGACUCGCACAACCAGCCAACCAAGCGCAAGAGCAUGCGCGUCAAGCGCGUCAAGCGGCCGUCGCUUUGGCUAGCCAUGCAUUGUACCUCGUAACGUACGCACACGAAGAAGUUCACCAUCAUCACCACGUUGAAAUACGCUAAAUGUUCAGGCACGUUGCAGCGCGGCUGUAGGUGGUUUGUCCCCCACGUUCUCUUG
Messenger RNA from Saprolegnia diclina VS20, 1345 nucleotides. RefSeq lists its product as hypothetical. The coding region runs from base 14 to 1240 and encodes 408 amino acids. The record is from RefSeq and is a predicted model, not a curated record. The transcript has 5 exons. NCBI's taxonomy places the organism in Eukaryota, Oomycota, Saprolegniomycetes, Saprolegniales, Saprolegniaceae.